AUGACAUAUGAUUGCCGGAUAGCUUACAGCGGACUUCGAAAACCUACUUACCCUUCCAAUUCGAUAUGGAUAUCGGAUGCCUUGCUUGCCGGGACGAUACAGCGCUUCACCUAUCUACACCUUCGUCAUGGCAGUGCCGUGCCCGGGCCCCUUGAGGCGAGGAGAAGAGCUACACGGCGAAAGAAUGCAUCCCUCACAGCUACGGGACGUGGAGGUGCCCCGACUGAGGUUGGAGCUCUGUUCGGGCCUGGCAAAAAAGUGGACUGGUGGAAUGCCCCUAAUCCCUCUGAACUGCAAGCAGAGGUAACCGAGGCAACCUCAAUAUUGCCUUCCUGGCUCACGCGGAGAAAACCCGCCCCACACAGCAGUGUCACCUUCCGCGAGCAAUUGGCGCAUGAGGAUUUCCGGACGCCGAAGAUACCGGCUACGCAACCAUCGGCUGCCAUUUUACAUGACUCGCUUUCUGAGUGUCAAUCCUUACAACAGAUCAGGGAGCUGGUCCAGCGUUCAGAGAUCAACCUCCUGCAGACGCCCGGCCACAGCCGCGACAUACUGAAAUAUUUGCUAACAUCAGGUCUGGCAAUCAGUGAGCUUCAAGACUUCUUUCUUGACAGAACACUUCAUCCUCUGGGUAGUGGUUGUUUCGAGGAAUUUUGUGAUUGGCUUGUUUCUAAACCACAUACAGAAGCACACCUUGACCACUAUUAUGUCUGUGUCCAGAAAUGCUUGCAUGUUGGACUCUUAUCAGCUCGGGAAAUCCAGUCGCUACUCACCAAGCUGGCAAGCGCCAAAGUUGUGUCGCAAGGAACCAUCGAGAAACUCGGCGAUGUUGCAGCCAUACAAACGUGGUAUUGGAUGAUGGCAGAUACACUAAGUAGCUGUCCCAUAUUCGGUCUGAAUGAUCUUGGGGAAAAAUGCUUGCAGCAAUGGUCUUUUGGCGUAGCAGAAGCCCCGUUUGCUCCCUGCGCGCUGGACACUUUUUGCAAAGUACAACGAUACCUUGCCACAUCCGAUCGCUUUGGCUUCAAGGUCAAUACAGUACGAGGACUUGUGAGAAAAUGGAUCGAUUAUACGCAGGCGCCCCAUCAACAGCGCCUACCAAGCAUGGAUCGAAGCCAGCAGGAAACAAAGGUUGCUAAUCUCUUGGUGACCGUGCAGCCAUCUGUUGCAGCCAAAAGCAUAUGUCAGAUCACGGAAAAGCUGGUGAGAGAUGUUCUGAAGGGAAUUCGACAACCAAUCGCGCUUGAUAUCUGGAUGCAAACUUUGUUACGGUUUCCAAGAUCGUUGGCCAGCGUAGUCCUUCAGCAACGGUCAUGGAGACAGGGUCUUGCCGAGGACUCAGUAACUGGGCUCUCAUCCCGUCAAGCCAUUGCUGUCAGGCUUUGGACGGUCACACGCUUGGCCACGCAGCAGCAGGAGCCUGGCCACAAGCAUGAACCAGGAAAUACGACACAGUCUCUCAUACGGCUUUUUCAAAGACAACUCAAGCCGGAUCAGAAUCUCUUGGCAGAGCUGCUAUUCACUCUCCAAUCCCUACCACUCCCAUCUCCAUCCGCUGUCCUUCAGGUGGCCGUGGCUCGUGACACUGAAGGUUUGCAAGUCCGUGGAUCGAUAGACAAACUCCAGGCCGAUAUGAUAAGAAUCUGCCAAUCACGCAUUUCCGUGUUCGAGGAAGAUGUCUUAUACAAGAACGCCAAGAUCAACCUCCGUUCCUAUCUGAGGCAGCUUGCCGAACGGGUGAACACGAACCCAGAAGCUUUCCUUCGACUGGCCCAUGAUUUGAUCAUGAAAGACAAGCUAUCGAUCAAAGUUAUUACGCGUAUUCUCGAGCACAAUUUGCCUCUCGGCCUAUCACUAGCAGCCCCCACACAAACACCCUCCAACGGUUCCGAAACCACAACACCACUACUCACCCCCAUCACUCCACCACCCCUCGCCCCAGCCGUCGCAAUCCAUCUCGUCAACUCGCUCGCGCGCGUCUUCGCCCUCUCCCCUGUCCUGUCCCCACGCCAGUCCUUUCGUAAAGUCUACUGGCUUUACCUCUACCUCCACCGCUUCACCUGGGGCAUUGGCAUCGGUCGGGACUUCACCCGCGCCCUGUGGCAUGCCGGCGUGACUCGAUACAAGGAGACUGGCACGAGUCCUGAAAAAGUGGGCUGGAUACUAAGUAAGGUGAGGGAGGUUGAGGGUCAAGAAGUUGCGGAUCGACUGCUCUGGUUUGGGAGUGGUGGAGUGGAGGGCUGGGAGGAAUGGAUGGUUGACAGCUGCGGGGGCGUGGAUCGCGAGGGCUGGAAGAGGAUUUUCAACACCAGGAUCAGUGGGACCGGGACCAGGACGGAUGGGCAGAGAUGUCGGGAAGAAGGAGAGUUGUGA
Molecule: messenger RNA, 2373 nt
Organism: Endocarpon pusillum Z07020
Lineage: Eukaryota; Fungi; Ascomycota; Eurotiomycetes; Verrucariales; Verrucariaceae
Exons: 2
Coding region: 1-2373 (790 amino acids)
Source: RefSeq, a predicted model, not a curated record